AUGGCAGCAAUUAGUGGAAUAACUUUUUUCAUUUUAGAUUUUGGAAAAUUAUUUUCAACAUUUUCCGUAUUACAUAAUAUUUUUGAAGUUGGAAUAUUAUUAUUAUUAAUUCAAGGAGGAAAAAUUACAACCAAUUAUUUUUACGCGAUUGUAGGAACAUAUUUAUUCAUAGUGAUGUUAUUAAAUAUUUCAUUACCUUGGCCGUAUGAUGCAGUUUGGUUUAAAACACAAGAUUAUGUCCGAGAACAGACAGCGGCUUUACUUCCUAUGGCAGAAAAUGAAGAUCAUUUACCGUCUGAUGAUGCGCCAAACAUUUCACCAAAAGUUAUUGAGCAUCCAGAACAACUUUUAUUAUUGAUCUUUGCAUCAUUUGUUCAUAUUAUUGGAAAUAGUUUCACGACAUUGUUUUCGGGGGAUGGACGAGCUGUUGCAUUUCCAUGUUAUGCACUUUAUAUUUAUUUUGAUACGCACUGCACCAGUGUUAUACACUCUAAACGUAUUUUAGUACCUGAUACAUCUGGAAGGAAAGUGAUUUUAAUUACACUUUGGACAUUAAUUCUUACUUUAAUCACUAUCAGAUUGGCUUUUGUAAUUGGAUCAUUUUAA
Cetraspora pellucida is the source of this 606-nucleotide messenger RNA. The record is from the annotation of a GenBank genome assembly. NCBI's taxonomy places the organism in Eukaryota, Fungi, Glomeromycota, Glomeromycetes, Diversisporales, Gigasporaceae.